UAUUUAAAGCCCAGCCAGGACACAUCUAUGCCCAUAUUUCUCUCUCACACACACACACACACAAAAGCUGUUCCUCCAGCUCUGUGUCCAAAAAUCCAAGAAAUAAUAUCAUGGCAGAUAUAAUAAAAGCAGAUCAACUUAUUGAAUGUGAAGAAACACUAUUUGACAAAGAUGGAGAUGGCUGCAUUACAAUUGAAGAAUUGGCAACUGUGAUUAGGUCAUUGGAUCAAAAUCCAACAGAGGAAGAGCUGUAUCAUAUGAUUAGUGAAAUUGAUGCUGAUGAGAAUGGAAUCAUUGAAUUUACUGAAUUUUUGAACCUCAUCACCAAGAAAAUGAAGGAGACUGAUGCAGAGGAGGAACUUAAAGAAGCUUUUAAGGUUUUUGACAAAGAUCAAAAUGGUUACAUUUCGGCUAACGAUCUGAGGCACGUGAUGAUUAACCUAGGGGAAAAACUAACAGAUGAAGAGGCAGAGCAGAUGAUUAGAGAAGCAGAUUUGGAUGGUGAUGGUCAAGUCAACUUUGAUGAUUUUGUUAAAAUGAUGACCGUUGGAUAGAAGCUUGAUGAUAAAAAAAUAUUUAUAAAUAUUUGUUUUUUUACUUAAUUAGUGUUAUUUUAUUGUUUGUAUUAUUGUAGCUAUUAUCUAUGUCAGUGUUACAGCCAAGGAAUUAAUUGUAGGAUUAUUUGAUUAAUUAUUGGAUUCUGAAAAAAUAUAAUCAAAUGCAGGGGUGGAACUGGAGUUUAGAUUA
This is a messenger RNA of Nicotiana attenuata, 747 nucleotides long. Its product is annotated as calmodulin-like protein 8. The record is from RefSeq and is a predicted model, not a curated record. Lineage: Eukaryota; Viridiplantae; Streptophyta; Magnoliopsida; Solanales; Solanaceae. Bases 111 to 554 code for a protein of 147 amino acids. Gene Ontology annotation, molecular function: enzyme regulator activity; calcium ion binding. The transcript is spliced from 4 exons.